Molecule: messenger RNA, 638 nt
Organism: Acanthisitta chloris (rifleman)
Lineage: Eukaryota; Metazoa; Chordata; Aves; Passeriformes; Acanthisittidae
Gene: UBE2J1
Product: ubiquitin-conjugating enzyme E2, J1
Exons: 4
Source: RefSeq, a predicted model, not a curated record
UACGAACAGCUUUACUAGCCAUUAUUGGAUUCAUGCCCACCAAAGGCGAAGGAGCAAUAGGAUCUCUAGAUUACACACCAGAAGAAAGAAGAGCUCUUGCAAAGAAGUCACAAGACUUCUGUUGUGAAAUGUGUGGCACAUCCAUGAAGACAGCCCUCUUACCACUAACCUCCGGGAGCGUGUCGAGCCAGGCGGACAAGGAGGCGAAGGAACUUGCCAGACAAAUCAGCUUCAAGGCAGAAGUCAAUUCAUCCAGGAAAUCUGACGCUGGACCCUCGAACACAUCAGGAUUGAACCACUCUGCUGCUUCCCAGGAGCCCCAGCAGGAUGGUGCAGCUAGAGCAUCCCAGGAUUCAGCCAGUGCAGUGUCUGAACCUCAGAACAGCAGUGCAGUGGCUGGGCAAGAGAGGACUCCAGCUGUGUCCAGCAGCAGCUCCCUGAGCCCUCGGCAGCGCCGUGCGCAGCAGCAGAGUCAGAGACGAGCUCCAUCCUCCGCCGACUUCAACCGUGCCCAGCAGCCAAGGGUCAACACCAACCACACUGGCUCCACUGUCCUCAUUGUGCUCCUGACCUUUGCCUUGGCAGCUCUUAUAUUUCGUAGGAUAUGUUUGGCUAACGAGUAUAUAUUCGACUUAUAA